Messenger RNA from Notodromas monacha, 455 nucleotides. The record is from the annotation of a GenBank genome assembly. Lineage: Eukaryota; Metazoa; Arthropoda; Ostracoda; Podocopida; Cyprididae.
UAUUUCUGAUUCAGAUACAGAUGAGUGUAGCUCCCUUGAAUCGUGCGUCUUUUUGUUGCAUUCCAAAGUGAUUCCGGUGCUAAGAUACUUAAUUUCCGUCCGAGCGAAGCACUCCACUGUUCAUAGCGACAAUGCCAACCGUACUCGAUCCUAACGAUUCCGAUACGGCGGAAGUGAAGGUGAAAACUGCUUACAAUGGAAAAAUUAUGAUAACCUACGUGAGUCCGGCUGUGGCGCUUGACGAUUUCAGCUCGGAGAUGAGAGAUAUUUGUGAAUUCGAUUCUGAACAAGAAUUUACGAUGAAAUGGAUCGACGAAGAAGGCGACCCAUGCAUUAUUUCUUCGCAAAUGGAAUUGGACGAAGCGCUGCGUCUGUACGAAGUUAACAAAGACUCUGAGCUUCUCAUUCACGAAACGACACCUGUCAUGAAAAUUGAGAAGCGAAAGGUGAAAUGA